AAUCAUUCCCAUUCCUCUCUCUUUCAAGAAAACAAAGCUCUUUUCCUCGCUCUGCAUUCCACAGAAUACAGAGCAAUGGAGAUUUCUGUAUUGGGUGGUGGGUUUAAGCAAGUCAUCACCCGCCUGUCACCCUUGCCUUCCCUUUCCUCUCCUGCUUCUCCACUGCCCUCCACUACCAGAGCGAAGAGCUCUCACCUCACCUCUGCAACUCCUCCUCUCCACAAGGAGUCGCAAAUUGAACCAACCCAUGUUUCUGUGACACCAAGAAAAAGGUGUCAUUCGGUUGGCUACAAAGCGCGUCAAUCUGCCAUUCUUGAAGUGCAGCAGUCAUCUGAUUUGGGUUCAGCUCUUGCAAGGUUAGGAGACAUGUUGAAGGUGCAAGACUUGAAUGUCAUUUUGCGUCAUUUUGGGAAGCUAUGCAGGUGGCAGGAUCUCUCUCAGCUCUUUGAUUGGAUGCAGAAGCAUGAAAAGAUCACCUUUUCAUCUUAUAGCACUUACAUAAAGUUCAUGGGAAAGAGCCUCAAUCCCAUAAAGGCACUAGAAAUAUAUAAUAGCAUACAAGAUGAAUCAGUCAGAAAUAAUGUCUCCGUCUGUAAUUCUGUUCUUAGUUGUCUGAUCAGGAAUGGGAAGUUUGAGAACAGCCUUAAAUUGUUUCAUCAGAUGAAGCAGGAUGGUCUAAGACCGGAUGCUGUCACAUAUAGUACGCUACUUGCAGGCUGUAUGAAAGUCAAACAUGGCUACUCUAAGGCAUUAGAGCUAGUUCAGGAGAUGGAACGUAGCAGACUGCCCAUGGACAGUGUAAUUUAUGGAACACUUCUGGCUGUGUGUGCAUCAAACAAUCGUUGCAAGGAAGCAGAGAACUAUUUUAACCAGAUGAAGGAUGAAGGUCAUUUGCCUAAUGUUUUCCAUUAUAGCUCUUUGCUCAAUGCUUAUUCAGCAGAUGGAGACUAUAAAAAGGCUGACAUGUUGGUUCAAGACAUGAAAUCUGCAGGGUUAGUACCGAAUAAGGUUAUUUUAACAACUUUAUUAAAGGUAUAUGUUAGAGGAGGCUUAUUCGAAAAAUCAAGAGAAUUAUUAGCUGAACUGGAAGAUUUGGGCUAUGCAGAAGAUGAGAUGCCUUACUGUUUAUUGAUGGAUGGCCUUGCGAAGUCUAGGCGUAUACUCGAAGCUAAAUCAAUUUUUGAAGAAAUGAAGAAAAAACAAGUGAAAUCUGAUGGCUAUUGCUACAGUAUCAUGAUUUCAGCAUUUUGCCGAAGUGGGCUGUUGAAAGAGGCAAAGCAGUUGGCUAGGGAUUUCGAAGCCACGUAUGACAAAUAUGACUUGGUUAUGUUAAACACAAUGCUCUGUGCUUACUGCAGAGCAGGUGAAAUGGAGAGUGUGAUGCAAAUGAUGAGGAAAAUGGAUGAGUUAGCGAUUAGUCCUGAUUGGAACACCUUUCAUAUUUUAAUCAAGUAUUUUUGCAAAGAGAAAUUGUAUCUGCUUGCAUAUCGGACCAUGGAAGACAUGCACAACAAAGGCCACCAACCAGAGGAGGAACUUUGUUCCUCCUUAAUUUCUCAUCUUGGUAAAAUACGCGCGCAUUCACAAGCAUUUUCUGUUUACAAUAUGUUGAGAUAUAGCAAGAGAACAAUGUGUAAGGCUCUUCAUGAGAAGAUUCUACAUAUUCUAGUAGCUGGACGGCUUUUAAAAGAUGCAUAUGUAGUGGUCAAGGACAAUGAAGGCUUGAUCUCUAAACCUUCUAUAAAGAAGUUUGCGACUGCAUUUAUGAAGUUUGGUAAUGUAAACUUGAUAAAUGAUGUUAUGAAGGCUAUCCACGGUUCUGGCUACAAGAUUGAUCAGGAACUAUUUCAGAUGGCUGUAACACGUUACAUUGCGGAACCUGAAAAGAAGGAACUGCUUCUCCAUUUGCUACAAUGGAUGCCUGGUCAAGGUUAUGUUGUUGAUUCAUCAACAAGAAAUAUGAUUCUCAAGAACUCACACCUAUUUGGCCGGCAACUCAUUGCUGAGAUGUUAUCCAAACAGCAUGCAAGGGCAAAAGCAUUGAUAUCUAAUUAGAUGAAUAAAUGAGCUAACUGAGGCAAGCAAGCAACUGCAUGCCCAAAUUGUGCCGAAACUGAAGGAAGAUACCAUGCAUGCUCUGAAAAGUUGUCCAUCUGAUGGGUUCAUUAGAAGAACAGCAAUGCAACAAGCAUCUCGAAGUGAAGGUUCAGCGGUUUACCAUUCAGUCACAACUGGGUCUUGAUACGUGAGGGUUCCUUGGCAGUUGCUCAUGAUUUUGUUGUAGAAAUGUUGGAUUAUGAGAUUCUAGAUCCUUCAGAAUGUGAGAAGUUAUAUUUGAAGUUUAGAUGAGCAAUUUUUGGUACUCUUUUACUAGA
Vitis vinifera (wine grape) is the source of this 2375-nucleotide messenger RNA. RefSeq names its product pentatricopeptide repeat-containing protein At1g10910, chloroplastic. Gene Ontology annotation, molecular function: protein binding. The coding region runs from base 76 to 2055 and encodes 659 amino acids. The record is from RefSeq and is a predicted model, not a curated record. The transcript is spliced from 11 exons. NCBI's taxonomy places the organism in Eukaryota, Viridiplantae, Streptophyta, Magnoliopsida, Vitales, Vitaceae.